AUCACACGUAACAGGAAGUAACGCGACACAAACAGAAGCUCGUAGCCAUCUAGUCGACUGCAUCGGAUAAACACGCAAUUAACUUAUGUGGUGAAUCAGUAAGAUUAGUUUCACUACAACUGCAACGACGAACGAGUGUGAAAAUGUCUGCAAGGGCCACGGCAAGGUACGUGGAGGAAAAGGACCGUACUCGUCGACGACUGGAAGAUCUUGGGCUGCAGCCUUAUGUUGUGUUACGCAGAGCUGACGUCACUGAAGCUAUUCGUCCUAAGCAGCAGGAGCCAGAGCUCACCCACAUUAAAGAGGAGGAAGAUUUGGGCAAAGAGGUCCACCACUUGAAUGAACAAAUGCAGCAGACGUUUCUUUGCACCGUAAAGAAGGAGGAAGAGCCGGAGUGGCCUUGUAUCGAAGAGGAGGGAGAAGACUCCUGUGACAUUAAAAAGGAGGAGGAGGAGAUGCCAUUGACUGGUGUCCCUUUAAAGAGUUUUGAUGAGGUGAGCAAAGGGGCGGAGCCUCCAAGCUGUAGCUCAAGUCAACAAAUGACCCGAGAAGGUGACGGAGACCGCUGUGGAGGAUCACAAGCAGCUCCACCAUCAGAUAGUGCUGAUGUGUCGUCACAUGCUACUGCUGAUGAGGCUAAAAAAAAACACAGGCAAUCUUCUCAGUGUGGGAAACGUUGUGCUAAUAACAGUGUUUUGAAACAACACAUGAGAAUGCACACAAGAAAGAAAAACCUUUCCUGCUCAGUUUGUGGCCAAAAAGUCUCUCAUAGGCGAAGCUUAAUCAGGCACACAAGAAUCCACACUGGCGAGAAACCUUUUUCAUGCUCAGUUUGUGGCCAAAGAUUUUCAGUGAAGGCAAACUUAAAAAGGUACACAAGAACCCACACUGGCGAGAAACCUUUUUCAUGCUCCUUUUGUGGCCAAAGAUUUAGUCAGAAAGGACAUCUAAUAAUUCAUACAAGAAUCCACACUGGCGAGAAACUUUUUUCAUGCUCAGUUUGUGGCCAGAAAUUCAGUGAUAAGAGAACCUUAAAAUGUCAUGCAAGAAUCCACACUGGUGAGCAACCUUAUUCAUGCUCAGUUUGUGGCCAGAAAUUCUCUAAGAGGGGAAGUCUAACAGUUCAUACAAGAAUCCACACUGGUGAGAAACCUUUUUCAUGCUCAGUUUGUGGCCAAAACUUCUCUGAGAAGGGAAGUCUAAGAUGUCAUACAAGAACCCACACUGGUGAGAAACCUUUUUCAUGCUCAGUUUGUGGCCAAAGGUUUCCAGUGAAAGCAAACUUAAAAAGGCAUACAAGAAUCCAUACUGGUGAGAAACCUUUUUCAUGCUCCGUUUGUGGCCAAAGAUUUAGUCGUAGAGGACUUCUAACAAUUCAUACAAGCACCCACACUGGUGAGAAACCUUUUUCAUGCUCAGUUUGUGGCAAAAGAUUCUCUGAGAAAGCAACUUUAACAAGACAUACAAGAAUCCACACUGGUGAGAAAUCUUUUUCAUGCCCAGUUUGUGGCCAAAUAUUCAGUCGGAAGGCAAAUUUAACAAGACAUAAAACAAUCCACACUGGCGAGAAACCUUUUUCAUGCUCAGUUUGUGGCCAAAGGUUUCGUCAUAGAGGACCUCUAACACGUCAUUCAAGAACCCACACUGGUGAGAAACCUUUUUCAUGCUCAGUUUGUGGCCAAAGAUUCUCUGAGAAGAGAAACUUAAAAAUGCACACAAUAAUCCACACUUUUGACAAACCUUUUUCAUGUUCAGUUUGUGGCCAAAGAUUCAAUCAUAAAGGACAUCUAACAAGUCAUACAAGAAUCCACACUGGUGAGAAACCUUUUUCAUGCUCAGUUUGUGGCCAAAGAUUCUCUGAGAAGGUAACUUUAACAAGGCAUACAAUAAUCCACACUGGUGAGAAACCUUAUUCAUGCUCAGUUUGUGGCCAAAGAUUUAGUCGGAAGGCAACUUUAACAAGUCAUACAAGAAUCCACACUGGCGAGAAACCUUUUUCAUGCUCAGUUUGUGGCCAAAAAUUCUCUGAGAGGGCAAAUUUAAUUACGCACACAAGAAUCCACACUGGCGAGAAACCUUUUUCAUGCGCCGUUUGUGGCCAAAGAUUUAGUCAUAGAGGAUCUCUAACACUUCAUACAAGAACCCACACUGGUGAGGAACCUUUUUCAUGCUCAGUUUGUGGCCAGAAAUUCAGCGAUAAGAGAACCGUAAAACGUCAUGCAAGAAUUCACACUGGCGAAAACCCUGUUGCCUGCUCAGUCACUUCCCAAAAAGUCUUUAUUGAGAAUUCUGAAUUUGUUGGGGAGAUAAUCAAUGGUCCGUGAAGUUUUCAUCUUCUAUUUGAGCAGAAUCAUGAGUUUUUGCAUCAAUGGUAAUUCUGUUCUAUGUACCUUCUGAUUGGGAUGCUAAACUCCUUUCCUUCACCACAGUGAGAAGUUCAUGUUUUAGUCGUACUGAAUUUGAGGACAUAGUUAACCGGCCUCGGGAUGAUAACAGUUUUGUAAUUGUCAUACUUGAUAUUUAUUUAGUUUUGAGUUGUGGAUUUGUACUGAAAUUAAUUCUAUUUCAUAUGAAGUGAAAGUUGCUUAGUUUUUAUUAGUGUUUAGGGUUUAGUUUUGUUCAGCGUUUCAUGUUAAGGUUGUUGUCCCCAUAUUUGUCCAGACUUGUUCAGAAGCAAGCACGACACGUGUGGCCAUUCAGCCCUGCUCUCUGCACUGGAAAAAGCUAACCAAUCAAAGAGGGGCAUGACACACCAAAAUCCGAAACUACGGGGACAAAUAGAAAGUUGAGCUGCACAAUGAUUUAAACUCCCCUCCAAAAUUGAGGCUAAUUCUUUUCAUUUUGCAGUGAAAAUAGAUGAAGCAAUUUGAGUAGAAAUGCCGAAUGAGAAAAUAUGAAAGCAUGUGGAAUGCCUUCCAAUCAUGAAAUGAAAUGAGAAUGGGUUGUAUGGGAUGACAUUGAACAAUGUGGAAUCAUAUGGAGUUAUGCAGAAUGAUAAUAAAUGAUGAUGAACGAUGA
Syngnathus typhle (broad-nosed pipefish) is the source of this 3018-nucleotide messenger RNA. Its product is annotated as oocyte zinc finger protein XlCOF6-like. The transcript has 3 exons. The record is from RefSeq and is a predicted model, not a curated record. Lineage: Eukaryota; Metazoa; Chordata; Actinopteri; Syngnathiformes; Syngnathidae. The coding region runs from base 144 to 2324 and encodes 726 amino acids.